This is a messenger RNA of Culex pipiens pallens (northern house mosquito), 4859 nucleotides long. RefSeq names its product protein tipE (gene Teh1). The record is from RefSeq and is a predicted model, not a curated record. NCBI's taxonomy places the organism in Eukaryota, Metazoa, Arthropoda, Insecta, Diptera, Culicidae. Gene Ontology annotation, biological process: regulation of sodium ion transport. The transcript is spliced from 5 exons. The coding region runs from base 2131 to 2973 and encodes 280 amino acids. Gene Ontology annotation, molecular function: sodium channel regulator activity.
AACACGAAAAAACUGAAACUGAAACUGAUCGUGGGUUUUUCCUGCACGGCGAAACGGACGGAAAGUGGUGUUCUCCACUUUGACGUGAUUUGUUUAAGGAUCGUUCGUCCGUCGCCGUUGGGAGGCUGUGGUUACAACACCCAAGAAGCACCACUGAGGAAAAUUCUGUGCGUUGCACGACGACGACGUCAACACUCGUAGAUCCGAUUAGCAGGGUCCUAGUAGCAGCAAUAUGUGUGCCACGGUCAGCCCAGCAGAGGCUGGUUCGGUCCCACGGUGGUCUUGGCCACGGCAAGGUUCCACGGUGAAGAAGGCGCCACCUUGCGAAUACUAGGAAGAGGGAAAACUUGAGGAAGACGAAGAAACGUGCGCACACACACAAACACCCACAGAGCAAUCUUGUUUUCCGAGCAUCAAAAGUGUAGCUUUAAAGCAGCCCUAGAAGGGGAUAAGAAGCGGAAUAAAGGCUAGAGGAGGGAGCGCUUCAGUGUUUGUGAUACGCGUUUGCUCUAGUGGAAGAGGCGCGCCGAAGAAAAUCGUGAAAAACAACAUUGUGCGGCUUCUCGACUUCCACUCAUCUCUGUGAGUGUGGGUACGAGUGUGUGUGUGUUUGUGUGAAUUAGUGUGUCAGCUGUGGUGGUGGCGAGAAAGUGUGCUAGAGGUUAGCCAGCGCGCCAAGAGAAUAUCAUAAAAUCAAUAAAACAAUCAUAAAAGUGAGGCUACACAUGGCGGUGUAGGUGGCGGCCCAAGGAACACUAGAAGGAUUUCAUGUUUUUUCGCCGUUCUCGUCGAGGUGACCGCAGAGCCCGACUACGACACAGCUCAGCCCAGCAACAUUAGGGCCCUUAAGCAGACUAGAGAGGGUGGCUUUUGUUUUGAUUGGCCAAGCAAGGUGGCCACCUCCUUCCACUGCCCCCAAAAUGAGGUGAUUUGGUGGAGAAAGGCAAAAACAAAUACGCACACACACACAGUCAGAAAUACUCACACAUCCCCAUUAACCUAUUGGGGCAUGUAAUGGCCCGAGGGUGGUAGAAUCGUGACGCCCUCCACCGGAAGUCAAUCAUACACUGCCGGGAGGAAACAAGGACUAACGCAAUCACUCAAUAAAAAACAGCAACAAUAACGAGUUCGAUUAAGUUAGUCAUCGCCUUCGAGGAGGGAUUCCAACCCCCCUUUCGAACGUUUCACAAUCGAAUUAAAACCCAGAGGACCCGGCUUGCCUGCUGCAAGGAAACGCGCUCUAAACCCCCGCUAAACGUCCAGGAUGUAGACGAAUCGAACGGCGGUUGAAGCGCUCAAGUGGCCCCCACAGCUGCAGGUCACAAGAGGGGACCAGAUAGUCGACCAGCCCAGUCCCGCGUGGUGUGUUUUGUAAUAAAAUCAAACGUUAAUUGCACACUAAUUAGGUUUGCCGGAGGGAGAAGCGUUUGUUUGUGUACUCUCGCUCUCUCUCGAGGGAGGUUGUUUUGGAGCAACAUAGAGAGCCGUGGUGUGUGUGUGGAAAUGUGGGUGGAAGAGUCCACCCAACCUAAAACAACAACAGUAAAAAUAACAACAACAACAACAAUAAAAGCAACUACAAUAACAACAAGCCGCCGCCGCCGUCGUCGGUCGUCUUUGCUUUGCUGAACUGAACGAGUGGAAGAACACAAAGUCAAGUGCAAGAAGAUAGAAAGAAAAAAGGAGUGAAUACGUUGAAAAAAAAGUGCAGAAUAAAGGAAAAGUACACACCGCUUUUUGGGGUUUUACAUAAAUACUUACGAAAAAGGAAAAGGCCCUGGAGGUGAGGGAAGAAGAAGUUGAAAAAGAAGAAAAGUGUGUCCCCUAGUGCUACGUAAAUAUUUCAGAACUUGAAGGGGUUGUAUUUUGGGGAUUACGACGAGAUCGAAAUUAUUCCUGCAUAAAAGAAAGGGGUUGAGAGUUUUACAUUUUUUAAAUAGUGACAAAAGGAGAAAGGGCCGAAGGCCAAAGAGAGAUGUGCUAAAGCGGGGCAGGGUGAAACGCGGUUCGUUGGUGUUCCGAGGGUGGGGAUGUGGUGGUCCACUGUACUGGCCGCCGUUGUCGUUGUUGCCUUUGACUGCGCUGCUGCUGUUGUCGUUCCUCGGCGCAACCCGCUGAGAGGUGGCCACCAUGAGGAGUGAUAGCUCGGAGCUUCUGCUCGAGCAACAGGAAGAACUAGCUCGCAAGAAGAAGCUACUAGAGCUUGCCGCGGCCAAAAAGGCGAAGAGUGGUCCCGCACCGAAGCGGACACUGCGCGAAAAUGCCAGCUUCUACACAACGUCCAGCCUGGCGUUCCUGUCGGUGACCGCCGGGGCGUCGAUACUGUUUCUCGUUCCUCUCUAUGUCGACCCGGCGAUCUCGACGCUGGUCGGCGACUUUGUCGAGCGACCGACGAUGUGCGUCACGACGCGGCGCGAAGACAUGACCGGCCUGUUCAACUGCUCGUGGAGUUCGUGCCGCGAGGGCUGCACCUCGGAUGUGUUCAAGUGUACCCAUAUCUAUGUGACGUUUAUCGACGAUCUGAACUUUACGUUCCCUUUCAACGCGACGCCCUCGGAGCUGUUCAAUCUGACCGACAUCGAGCGGUCCGACGAAGCGAUCCUGUUGGUGAACAUCAAGGGCUGCGGCUACCCGCCGACGGUCACGUGCAAAAACUUCACCGACAUGUACGGCUUCGAGGGCGCGGUCUUUCCCUGCUACUACUCCAAGCUGAACAAGACGGUCGUGAUGACGGCCUACAACCGGGAGGACCAGGUGCAGACGAUCGUGCACUUUUUCGUCAUCCCGUUCAUCGUCACGGUGAUAUCGUCGGUGUUGCUCUGCAUAAUGCACUGUGAUUGUAGGUGUAAGAAGGAACGGCGGAGGCGACACCGGCACCGCCGGCCUAGGAUAGAGAAUCUCAGCGAUUCGUCGAUAUCGACCCGGGUGGACAUGCUGACGCCCGCGAUCGAAGUGUACAAGCCACCCCUCUGACACAAGGACGACACCCUGGAGAGCAACCUCGGCAAUCCGUCGACCAGUAGCGAUCUAUGACGAGGUGGCGGUUGCAUUGCGCUGUUGCUGCUGCGGAAGCUGGCGAGGGUGGCAGCUUGCACGUAAGUCUGUUUUUUCUAACGACGACGCCAAGGCCAGUGUCCAUCGCAGGACGAUGAAGCUGGACGGCCACGACAACGAUGACGGAUGAGUCCCGUGGUGGCGUUACAGAACGAUAAAGUCCCGGUUUAAUGACUGGGAUGGGACAGCUUUUUUCUGAUGUCGACGACGAGACGAAAAAAAAAAAACCCGUGCAAACAACUGCACCAUCUAGAAACCCUCCAAUAGUGCACAUACCAAACGGUGGUGCAAAUCAAAACACGCCGGAAGCAGUCGUUAAAACCGGAAGAGCGUCGUCAUCGUCGUGUUGUGCAAGGCUGAACUGAUAGCAAAGAGAAAGCAACAGUCGCGAACAACAGCCAUAAAACAAACUGAAGAAACUGUCUCUUUUGGGUGUCAAAUUAAGCAGCAAAUCGAUCUAAUAGGAUUAAAACCAAUUACGUAGAGAAGAAUAGGAGGAUACAAAAAAGUACUAUUAAAAAAUCAAGAAAAUUCUAUAUACACCGACAGAGCGGGUUGAGCGCGGACGAAGAACAUGGAGAAAUAAAUCCGUAGCAAAUAAUGGUAACACUAAGAAAAAGAAGAAGAAGAAAAAAACUGUAGCUUAAGUAGGAUUAAACAAGGUAAACUUUUAGUGUGUAGCAAACGACGAGAGACAGAAUCUGCGCUGACUACCAAAUCUGUCACUAAAUGGAAUAACACAGCAAAUGUAUAAACCCCAGCGUUUUUUCUUUCUUUGCCUCGCUAAAAGAUACAGGUAAAGAGGAAAAAAGUACCAUUUUACACCAAAGCAAAAAAAAGAAGAGAAAAAAAGUGUGUGCAUGUGUAUCCUUAGGAAGGAGCAAUCGAAUUUUUCCAAAACGGUGUCCCCAAACGGACGUCAAAAUUCAAGACAGCAAUAAUUACUCGAAAUUCGAAUCCCUCCCCGGACACGAGGGAACGGGGAGUGCCACCCUAGUGUAAUUUGGAGUGCAUGUUUUUGGCUUUCUCGGAAUUUUAGGUUGGCUCGUUUCGUACCUUUUUUUUUUGUUUUGCCGAACGUGGAGUUCCAACUAUUCUUAGUUUGAAAAAAAUAAACGCGAGGACGAUGCAAUUAAAAGCCUUUAACUAGUAAAACUGCCAAAAACCAUCAACAAAAACGCGAAACGAAACACUCUUUCUCUCUCUAAUACCAUCAAACACACACACACAUAGGCACACCCCUCACCCAUACCAACACACACACAAGCAGAGCGAACAAAAAAAAAACAACCCGUCAAACAAUUUCCCACGUGUACGCGGCGCGGCAGGGCUAGGAAUAUCGGUAGCGGGCGGUGCCAAAGCAAGGUCACGUGUACAGCAGCAGGAAUAGGAAAGGGAGUAUGGUUUUUAGUGUUGUUAUACCAAUCAAUACGUUUAAUUUUGUUAGGUGUGCAGGGCUAGGAGUCAUUCGUAGCGAGUUCUCAAAAGUUUAAUUGUUACCUUUGUUACGGUCGUUAGCAAUAGUUUAUAGAAUGGAAUGGGGAGUGGGCGCCACCACCAGAAAACCGCAACGUUGAAGAGUUUUCUUUUCUUUUCUAAAACAAUGCUGAAUAAUGCAAAACUUUGGACUUUGACAGAACAGAAUAACUAGAAAUGAUUACAAAUGGCAAAACUAUUGACAAAUAUUCCAAAUCUCUAGUAUCAACGCCUUAACUUCCAAGCUCGAGAAAAAUGGGACCUUUGUUUGGAAAUUCCCUUUUUUCUCGUGCUUGGGAAUCUAGGUGAUAACGCAUUUUUGGUACGUU